AUGACAGAGCGCAGCCGCGACGCGGCCCUCGCCGCUGUGGCGAGGUACACCGCCGCAUUCGCGGACGAUCGGGAAUUCUCGCUCAUCCCCACCUCGGAGCUCCGCGCGCAGUCCCGGCCCGUGGUCCUCGUGGACUGUCGGGAGCAGGAGGAGCAGCGGACCUCCAUGAUCCCGGGCGCGAUCACGCAGGCCUUCUUCGAGGAGGCCGUGCUCCCGAAGCUGUGCGCGCAGAAGCGUGGCGGGAGCGCCAGUGACGACGAGGAGCCCCUCGUCGUGCCGUACUGCACCGUGGGCUAUCGCUCGGGGCUGUACUGCCGCGACCUGGUGCGGGUGCACGGUCUGCGGCACGUGCGCAACGGCGAGGGCGUCAUCAUGUGGACCUUCGACGGGGACGGCUUGGUGAGGCCGUUCCCCGGCGACGUGCCGCGGCGAGCCCCGACGCUCUCGGGGCGUGCCAGGCAGGCGCCGCCGCUGCCAGGGGCCGUGGCGGAGCACGGCGCAGCGGGCGACGAGGUGCAGCCGGAAGUUGUUCAGGAGGUGCACGUCUACGGCAAGCGCUGGGACAUGGCCGCGGAGGGCUACGAGACGCAGUACUUCACGGCGGGAGGCGGGGCGUCGCGCUUCCUCGUCGGCGAGCUGCGGCGGCGAAGGCUUCCUGACAGGGUCGCGCGAGCUGCGCCCUGGAUGUGGGCCUUUGCGAUGCUCUAUUUCUUCUUCGUUCCUGCGUGCGGGAUCAUGUUCGACUGCGGCUGCCAGUUCGCGGACACGAAGUGGAGUCAGUUCAAGACUUGUAAUGUCAGGAACCGUAAAGCAUUACACAAAUGCCCCUGGUGCACUUGCGAAGGCAUUGGAUGCAUCUUCGUUGCGAGCGACAUGAAUGCCUUCUUUGACAAACCAAUCGUAGACGCGCUACCAAACGGCUUCUUCGUUACUGUGUUCACUGUCAUGGCCCUCUACCCCACAUUCAAGCUGGUGGACCGGACCAUCACGAACACAAGCGAGCUGCCUGGGGCAAUGAUGUCCACGAUGGUAAAGUUGCUCCUUGGCACACUGUGGUUUUUCUCGUACUGCCUUGUCGUAGGCUUAGUGUUUUUCAAUUCCCAUUCGGAUUACCCUUAUUUCAUAGGAUUCGUGCGAGAAGCGACCGCGGCAGCAGGUUCCUGA
Messenger RNA from Prorocentrum cordatum, 1164 nucleotides. The record is from the annotation of a GenBank genome assembly. Lineage: Eukaryota; Dinophyceae; Prorocentrales; Prorocentraceae.